AUGUCAGACGAGGUUUACUACGAAUCCACCUCCUAUUGCGCGUCUUGUGACGAGUAUUUCUACGACCACGGAGAACGUCGUAAGCACAUCCAGGCAACAGAAAGUCAUCCUCGAUGUGACAUUUGCCAUAAACGAUUCCUUAAUCAGAAUACUUUGCGCGUACACUACCUCGAAACUGCUGGCCACCACUACUGCAUCACAUGCGAUAAGCUUUUCGAUUCUGCCGGCGGUCUCCAAGUUCAUAUUGAUUAUGCAGCCGUGCAUUGCAAUGAUAGCGAUAACGAAGACGAAGACGAGGAUGAUUAUAAAGAGCGCGAAGAGAAUUGGGAAGACGAGCUGGCCUUGGAGGUCUAUCCAAAUGGCUACCAAGAUCCCAAUAUCUACUAUCCUGACGACGCAUCAUUUGAAGACUUUGACGACUACGAUUUUGAAGACGAAGAGGACCUCGGAGACCCUCCGUUUGACUUUGGAGAAGAAUGGGAAGAUAACUCGCAGUUGGAGGAAGGUGUCGAAGAAAUAGAUGGGUUCCAGUGCCCCAUGUGCCAGAAAUGUUCGCCGAACACGGUUUGCUCUACCAAUUCGGCCACUAUACGGGAAUGUGUCCUGUUUGCGACGAAGAUGAUGAUGUAG
Molecule: messenger RNA, 630 nt
Organism: Marasmius oreades (fairy-ring Marasmius)
Lineage: Eukaryota; Fungi; Basidiomycota; Agaricomycetes; Agaricales; Marasmiaceae
Exons: 4
Coding region: 1-630 (209 amino acids)
Source: RefSeq, a predicted model, not a curated record